Molecule: messenger RNA, 1056 nt
Organism: Desarmillaria tabescens
Lineage: Eukaryota; Fungi; Basidiomycota; Agaricomycetes; Agaricales; Physalacriaceae
Exons: 6
Coding region: 1-1056 (351 amino acids)
Source: RefSeq, a predicted model, not a curated record
AUGCUGAACAACGAUAUCGACCUUGUCGCUGUAACCGACGACGACCUUUUCCGGUAUACAGAACGCGUCAAAGACAAGGUGGUUCUCAUAACUGGGGACUCGAAAGGUAUCGGCAGAGAGACUGCCAUUCGCUUUGCGCUUUACGGAGCCAAGGUUGUUAUUGGGGAUCAAGACGCGUGGGGGGCACAGGAAAUCGUCCAUGAAAUUGUAGCUGCCGGAGGAACCGCAAUUGAUACUCGAUGUAGCACUACUACUUGGGACGAUGUCGUGGCCCUUUUCGAUUUGGCUGUUAAGACUUACGGCGACGUCGACAUCGUUGUUGCCAACACUGGAGUCACCGAAGUCGGUCAAUUCAAGCAAUUGUCCUUCGACAGUAACGGGAAGCCAGUGAAGCCAGAUCUGACCACCGUCGAUGUAAACUUGGUCGGCGUCCUCUACCCUGUACACCUGGCACAAUACUAUCUCGCUCGGAAACGUCAGCCUAACGACUUGAAGGCCUUGGUAGUGUCUGGAUCUUUCGCGUCAUGGCACGGUUCACCUCAAGCCCCUCUAUAUAGCGUGUCAGGGUGUGGGGUUUUGGGCACUAUGCGGUCCAUAUAUCUUGAUCUCCAACACAAAGAUAUCCGCACAGCCGUUAUAAGUCCUGCCUUGGGUAUGCCAAUCAAUGACACGCUCCCGUCGUCUGCAGAAGCAUCCACAAAGGGUCUUUCCUUGUCACCCACCGCUCGUGUCGCUGGUUCAAUAUUCCAUGCCGCCACCAAUCCAGAGAAGGAGACCAGCGGACGCACAUGGUUGAUACGUGAUGAUGGCCCGCUUUACAUGGUUCCCCGAGAGGAUUUAGACAAAGGUGUCUUCCACCCGUUCAACAAGAGGUUCGCUCGGUGGGUGUAUCAUACUUCAUGUCCGCUUCACCGGCUAAUUAUAUUUUCCAGGAUGAUCUCUACUACCAACGCUGUUGAAGGUUUCCUGCGAAACCCCAGCCAGUAUCUCAUGAAACCAUUGGUCAUAAUCGUCUUGGGCUUUUUCGGAUUAUAUGCUUAUGGUAUUUUCUUAUGA